GCACUACCUUUCCCGGCGUGCCGCGGGGCGAGACGCCGCCGGAAGCGGAAGGGUGUUGGGUGCCGCUUCCGGUGUUGUGACCGUCGGCGGGCUCCUGAGGAGGCGCGGCGGUGGCCGCAGAGAGGGUGUUCUGCAGCAAAAAAGGAUAUGGUGUCCGUUUGAGUUCCAUCUUGUCCAGGACCGGUUUCUUCUCUGCUGUCAGCAUGGCAACAUCUCUUAGAACUGCGUGUUCCAGCUUCUUUCGGAUGCGUUCAGUAGCAUCCUUUAAGCAGGCCCCGCUGCAGAAUGGAGCUGUGUAUCUUGCUUGCCAUAAAUCUACGUACUCAGUUCUCCCUGAAGACUACAAUUGCAAAGUGGAACUUGCAGUGACAUCAGAUUUGAAGACCAUCGUCUGCUACCACCCUUCACUUGAGAUUCCAUACGAGCAUACAAAACCCAUACCACGGCCAGAUCCAGUGAAUAAUAAAGAAGAAAACCUUGAUCAAGUUCUGAAAUCCAGAUUGAAUGAAAAAGAGCUGAAGAACAAGAGAGGUCCUACAAUUGAGGAGCUCAGCAAAAUGUUUUACACAACAAAACAUCGCUGGUAUCCGGUGGGACAGUAUCAUAGAAGACGCAAGAAUCCUAAUCCUCCUAAAGACCGAUAAUUAAGAUAACUUCUUGUUCAUCAUCACUUUGCUAUUAAUCUUCAUUGGAAAUAAAAAUUACAGAAAGUGAGAUGUUUGGCAAUUCUGUGUGACUGCUAUAACACGCUUGAGUAAAUUUCACUGUUAUUUUCUACUCCAACUAGUUAACAGAAAAACAACAAAACUGCACUAAAGAAACAAGGAUCCAGUGAAGGCUGUUGCACAUGCACGGUCAGGGAAGGUGCUGGUGUUAGAACUGGGUGAUGGCCUGCUCCGGUUAAACUCGGUCAGAGACUUGCCAUUGGUAGAGUGAAUGCAUAGAAGUCUUAUUUCAAAAUGGGAAGUCAAGAACUGGACACGUUAGGGUUUGGUGUUAUUUUGGGGGGUAAUUUUUUAUUAUUUUUUUUUUUAGAAAUGUAGUAACAAAUGCUGGUGAGCUAGAAUACUGAGGUAUUAAUGAAAUAGUAUUUAUGAAAAAUAAUAUGAGGUAUUCAUGAAAACAAAAUAGUUUUGCUUCUUCUAUUACACUUGUGAAAUAUUUGAUUCCAUGUUUAAGCCUACAUCAGCCGAGUGAUUGUAUUUAAGCCUAUCGUCACGUACUGAAAACUGGCCAACUUGGUUAAGUUAUAGCUUCCAAGGCAUAAUAAUUAACUCACCCUUCUAAAUCACCCAGCAUUCCCAAAUAUCUGAGAUAACUUCUGUGUGCAGUUGUGGUUUGUGGGUUUGUUUGGUUUUUUUUGUUGUUCUGUUUUUUUUGACCCCACCCCAACUACCAUUCAGUGAGGAUGGCAUGUUCAUAUAUAAAUCAGAACAGCUGUAGCUCAGGGGAGGAAGAGUUCUUGGCCUCAGCACGGUAAUCCAUGAAGACUCCCAGCUCUUUCUAGCUUACGUAAGGGGAGGGAUUGGCCCUUUAUUACAUAAAAUACUUUAAAUUAAUGUGGCUGGAUUCUACUUCAUAGCUAUAGCGUUUUGUAGUGCUUAAACGCUUCUGCUAUUAAAAUAUUCGAUGUCAUCUAGCAUUUUUUCUCAGGAAAAGGAGAUUCGUUACUCCAGUCUACAGCUUUAGGCAUCAGCCAUCUGAUAGAAAGGGCUAGCUUGGAACACUGUGCCUCUGCGGAGAUCCCAGUGACUUCAUUAAGCCUUCUUAACAGAUCCUAAUAAAUAAUCAGAAAAUAAUUAUCCUGCAUGUGUCACACAUGUUGAUUGCAUUUCCUUUCCAAAGCAGCUUGGAUAAGACAGGCAGGUUCUUGUUUCUUGUGUUAGCCUAAUGUCAUUUUGCCAGCAUGUGUUAUCCACACGUUUUGCAAGAAGUGGAGUACCAUAUAAAGUCUCUGAUCCUGGUCAUUGUUAGUAUAAAGGACACUUACUUUUCUAAAGUUAUUACUAAAUAAACUUUUUUCCUCAAAUUUCC
Molecule: messenger RNA, 2034 nt
Organism: Chroicocephalus ridibundus (black-headed gull)
Lineage: Eukaryota; Metazoa; Chordata; Aves; Charadriiformes; Laridae
Gene: MRPL42
Product: mitochondrial ribosomal protein L42
Exons: 6
Coding region: 204-644 (146 amino acids)
Cellular component (GO): mitochondrial large ribosomal subunit
Source: RefSeq, a predicted model, not a curated record